This is a messenger RNA of Humulus lupulus (European hop), 2105 nucleotides long. Its product is annotated as probable serine/threonine-protein kinase PBL7. The coding region runs from base 438 to 1565 and encodes 375 amino acids. Lineage: Eukaryota; Viridiplantae; Streptophyta; Magnoliopsida; Rosales; Cannabaceae. Gene Ontology annotation, biological process: protein phosphorylation. Gene Ontology annotation, molecular function: protein kinase activity; ATP binding. The record is from RefSeq and is a predicted model, not a curated record. The transcript is spliced from 6 exons.
UGAAAAAGUAAACAAAAACCUAGCAAAACUAAGAAGAAAAAUCCAAAUAGAUCCAACCCUCGAUACCCCCCACUGUCCUUCGCCCUUCGCCCUUCUCCGAUGCCAGCCCCACAUUUGUUGUCCUUCUUCUCAAGCGUCGUCUUUCACCACUUGCCCCAUGAAUAAGGAUGAUAUCCAUAUCUGCAACAAUGAGUAUCGCAUUCUGCAACAUUCGAUUCUUUGCAACCAAGUCACGGGAGUGGAUGAUUUCCCGAUCUUUAACCAAACUUUGCCAUGGCAGUAGCUCGCCAACUUUCUAGAUCUGUAAUUUUCCUACAAGAAGGAGGCAACAAGGUCAAAGAUUUUGUGUAGGAAGAAUAAGGCUGCAAGAAGAAGAAGAGGCAAGUGGACACUUGCCGAGUUAAGAGAGAGAAACAAAGAUUAGCAUCAACAAACAAAUGGGUUGGUUCUUAUGUUCUGGAAAAUCAAACAAAAAUGCCAAGAAGCACAGUGAUAAGCCAGAAGAUCAGAUCUCAUCAACGUCAGAAAAAUCAAAGGUGAACCCAGCAGUUGAUGCAAGAAAGGAGAGCUCUAAGGAUGGGGGUUCUGAUCAUAUUGCAGCACAUACAUUUACAUUCCGUGAAUUGGCAGCUGCAACAAAGAAUUUUAGAGCUGAUUGUCUUUUGGGUGAAGGAGGUUUUGGUAGAGUGUAUAAAGGUCGCUUGGAGAGUACUAGUCAGGUUGUAGCUAUCAAGCAGCUUGACCGUAAUGGGCUUCAAGGAAACAGGGAAUUCCUUGUUGAAGUAUUAAUGCUAAGCUUACUUCACCAUCCUAAUCUUGUAAAUUUAAUUGGCUAUUGUGCUGAUGGAGAUCAGAGACUUUUGGUGUAUGAGUACAUGCCACUAGGAUGUUUGGAAGACCAUCUACAUGAUCUACCACCUGAACAAAAGAGACUUGACUGGAAUGCAAGAAUGAGAAUAGCUGCGGGUGCUGCUAAGGGCUUGGAGUACUUGCAUGAUAAAGCAAGCCCCCCUGUUAUAUAUCGUGAUUUAAAAUGCUCUAACAUUUUGCUUGGAGAAGGCUUUUACCCCAAGCUAUCUGAUUUUGGCCUGGCAAAAUUGGGUCCUGUAGGAGAUAAGACGCAUGUGUCCACUAGGGUGAUGGGAACCUAUGGAUAUUGUGCUCCUGAAUAUGCAAUGACAGGUCAGCUCACGUUGAAAUCAGAUGUAUAUAGCUUUGGUGUUGUUCUACUUGAAAUUAUUACUGGUAGAAAGGCAAUUGACAAUUCAAGGUCUGGUGGAGAACACAAUUUGGUUGCAUGGGCCCGACCCUUGUUUAAAGAUCGUAGGAAAUUUUCACAGAUGGCUGAUCCGACACUCCAAGGCCAAUAUCCAGUGAGGGGCUUAUACCAAGCUCUUGCUGUCGCUGCAAUGUGUGUUCAAGAACAGCCAACCAUGAGACCUCUAAUAGCUGACGUAGUCACAGCGCUUUCCUACCUUGCUUCACAAAAGUAUGAUCCUGAAACUGUGCCAGUACAAUGCUCUCGCACCAGCUCAUCCACCCCUAGAACUAGAAGGGAAUUCUGAAUAUGGUCUGGUAUGACAUGAAAAGCCAGAAACAUAAUUUCCUCACAGUUCUAUGUGAUUUUAUAUUGUUGCCAACCAGCAUACUGCUUUGGGAUAUUCCUCAAGGAGUCGAGAAGUGCUUGCAUUUAGAGGCCAUUCAAAUGGAAUAUUUAACUGGGUCUGUGACAGCGCCAGUUGAUCAAAUUUCUUCACUCCAUUACAUGGCAACAGGUUUGAUGUUCUCUUCUAGUGUGUUAUAAAAAGAAAAGAGAAAAGUUGAGUUUUCUUCUAUUUUCCAUUUUUUGUUUCCUCAUGAUGUGCUCUUUUUAUGCUUCUCUACAAAAUUCUUUUAUUUACAAUUGUGCUAGCAAUGGGGAUUUUGUAUUUAUAUAGAAACUGAUUCCCCACCAAAGAGAGAGAUAGAGAGAGAGAGGGUAUUCAUCUUGUUGUAGGAAUAUUUACUGUUUUGGUGAAUAGAUGGGCCCAUCCAUCCCUGGUGUUGUUCUUCUACUUUAAAUGACUAUUCUAGUGUUUUUGAAUGUAUAUUUCUUCACUUGCAAA